This is a messenger RNA of Trichobilharzia szidati, 504 nucleotides long. Lineage: Eukaryota; Metazoa; Platyhelminthes; Trematoda; Strigeidida; Schistosomatidae. The record is from the annotation of a GenBank genome assembly.
AUGAAUAAAAAGACUAAACGAAUUCAAAACAGCAUAACUGAAUACAUUCCAAAUGCACAAAAUUUAAGUUUACAAUUAUUACCAAAUUCAAAUAAUCGAAUAAUUCGUUUAAAUUGGACAGUGGACAAAAAUAAGGAGAUUUUAUGUCCGUAUAAAGUGUUUGCCUUCUUCGAAGAUAAUGGAAAACGAUGCGAAUUUCCAACAGAGAUGAACUAUUUUGAAUUUGAUACACUCGAUUUAAAUAAAAUGUAUAAAAUUGGAGUUGUCGUUAAAUCUGUACAGAAUAGCAGUUUACGUAAUGAAGUCUACAUGGAUUAUUCAACAUAUACUGACAGAAGAAUAAAAUGUCCUACUCACUCAGUAUCCCUGGUUCAUAAAAGUGUGAAUCCUACCUUAUAUAAGCCAAAGCAGUACAUUCUUAGAAGUUUGACAGAAGCGGAUAUGAAAAACAAGACAUUUCAAUUAUUCGUCCGUAAUCGAUCUGUUGUUAUGCAUGAAGUGUAG